Molecule: messenger RNA, 2350 nt
Organism: Colossoma macropomum (tambaqui)
Lineage: Eukaryota; Metazoa; Chordata; Actinopteri; Characiformes; Serrasalmidae
Gene: fam110a
Product: family with sequence similarity 110 member A
Exons: 2
Coding region: 264-1559 (431 amino acids)
Source: RefSeq, a predicted model, not a curated record
ACAGGUUGGGCUAGUUUUGCUUUCCGUGCCAAUGUGAGCGUCCGGUCCACUCGUGUUCUCUCUCACACAAAACCAUUAGACUUUUAAUGAAAUUGCGAGUGUCUCUUCGGUCUAUAAGGACGCAUUUGGAAUUCUGGAGCUUCUGGAGCUUUAAGAGUGAAGCAGAGAGGCCAGUCUUAGAGACACAAACACAGGACUGUGUGGCAGAACAGAAGAGAAUAAACAAUAGGGAAAUUGAUUACUGAGAACACCUGUUCCCAAGGAUGUCUGUGGACACUCUGGAUCCAUCUUCACGGAGACUGGCCAAAAUGCCUGAUGCCACACAAUCAUCUCCAGGCCCCCGCAAGCCAAGUGCAGUAGAGCGCCUGGCGGCCGACAAGGCCAAGUACGUCAAGAGCCAGCAGGUGGCACCGAACAAGCAGAUGCCAGUCGUCCGCAAACCUUUGAUGACCCCGAACAACAGCAGGCAACUUCGGCCAGGGGCCAUGCAACCAACUCGCAAGGCUCCCACCAGGUCCACUGCAAGUUGUGAGGCUCCACCACUGGACUUAGAGCACUUGAGCAACUUGAUUAAUGGAGUUAGUGAUACCAUGGUACUUUCCGCUCCUCCACAGUCAGGCGGUCCUGAGAAAACGGACAAGUCUGAAGGCUUCAACCCAUCCCAGCCUCUGUCCCUGACUUCACCAUUGGAUGAAGAGUCUUCCAUCAAGUCCAUUUCGUCUACAACACCUCCAAUGAAGUUGUUAGCAGAUGGGCUGGGAGCCAGCGCGUCUUGCACGGUUACAGUCCGGAGGGUGGAUGUUAGGCCACAGGUGCCACAGAUGAGGAAGCCAUGCAGACCGCAGCAGCAGAACCGUCCACCCUUGCAACUGCCCGAGCAGCGUGUCCACUCGCAGCUUCUGCAACUGCUCAGGCCGUACACCCAGCCUCAACCACAGCCACUAAAACCCAUUGGAAUCAUAAGCAGACGAGAUGUAGUUAUCCCCAACCUGAUUCCACUUAAAUCAUCUACAAGUCCAGUCCAAACUUUGCCCCUUUCUGCAGAACCCCUAAAGAGCCCAACUCCUGCUUUGCCUUCUCCAGUUAGAUCCCCAAAAGAUACAAUCCCUGAUGUCCCACCACUGGCUUCUCCAGCCGUCAGAUCUUCUGCGUCCACCAGCAGUGUCCCACCACAAAGUUCUCCAGCCAUCACCCGCAAGUCCUCGGUAAGCUCCAGGAAGCGUUCCUCACUCACCCGCUCCAAGUCAGACGUCAGUGAUCGCUUCUCCCGUGCUGGCGCAGAGGUCGAACGCUUCUUCAACUACUGUGGCCUUGACCCUUCGGACUUUGAGGAGCUGGAGCCUGGCUCCGACAUUGCAUCCGUUUCAAGGCUCAGGAGCGCAAGUGCCCCUGCUUCAGAGCGCUCGGCUGAAGGACAGGAGGAAGAUGAGGAAGAGGAAGCAGCUAAAGAUGAGAAACCCAGCUAUGGCAUUUCAGUCAUCGAGAGGAACGCACGGGUCAUUAAGUGGCUGUAUGGAAUGCGCCAAGCCAAGGAUAGCACCAAGGUUGCCAACGUGUAGCCUGCAGAGAACAGAGGCAAGCUGCAUGGAUUAAUACUUGCUCCUUGCUGUCCACUGCCACUAUACUUCUUUAAAGCACUGACAAAUUUCUUUCCAACAGAAGACUUACUAUAAAGAACCCUAUCGCCUGUAGCAACAAUGAUCUUUGCUGAUCUUUAAGGGCUUUAAAGGGUUUAAAAGAAAUGAUCAGGGUUUGGCAACGUCAUGUCUGCUGUUGCUGCUGCUGGAAUGGUAAUUGCUGGAUUGAUUUUGUGUACUACCCUCUCCAUCUACUUCCAGAAAACCUUACCUAGUGCUUUGGCUGAAAAAAAAAAACUGGUGACUAACAAAGGGCUAGAGCUUAGGUCUUCAAAUUCAGAAGUUUCUGGUAAUGGAUUUUUUCUGGAUUUUUGACUCUACACCAGGUGGGCCGUGUAGGUAGGGGAUUCUACUAAAAUGGGCCGCAAGUGUACUUUUUAUGGAUUUUCAGGAAGGAUGAUGUCUGUUUUUGUGUCCUGUUCUUCAGCAUGAGAAAUGACCACUCCAACUUUUGUGUUAAUAUUCAUAAUAUAUAUGUAUAUGUUUUUGCACCAAAGUGUUCAUGUUUUCUAUAGCUAAGGGGUUUGUGAAUGGCCUAACUCAGCAUUCUUUGGAACAGUUUUGUUUUGUUAUAUACGGCCUCCACUUUGUGAACUGAGGGCAAGGGACUAUGUCAGUGUCCAUUACAUUGCAUUUAUAAACAGUGUUGACUUCAGAUGAUGAUAGAUUGACAUGAUAAAACAGAAAUGUUAAUAAAUUGAAGCCAGUUUUAA